UGUAUAUAUAUAUAUAUAUAUAUACACAUAUAUACAUAUAUAUACACACACACGUAUUAUAAGAAAAAAAUACGGGCAUUAGAGGCGCUCGUGUUUGUUCGAGACGUAACAAAGGAAUCGCACUGCCCAACGGGCUUUCUAUAUAUUUGUACAUAUAUACAUAUGUAUAUUUAUAAAUAUAUGUGUAGUGUAUAGGUGAAGAGAAAACGGCGCAGUGAACACAACAAGGCUAGCUAAAUAAAGACAGAGUUAUUUAAUAAACACGGCUACGAGAAAGAAACAAUAAUAAUAACUGCCACUCAGUUUUUGACGUUUUCCAAUUAAUUACCAAACGGUUUACGGAGUGAUAAAAAAAUAUAACGGGAUCAUACCAAGUGAGAAAGAAAGAGAGAGAGAGAGAAAGGUUAAAAAUAAUAAAAUAGAAUACAACACAUGUGUCAAAGUACUCGUGGUCGUCAAACGUGUUAAAAGAAGGAGCUGUUGUUGCUACUGGUACUGCUACUGCUGCUGCUGCUGCUGCUGCUGCUGUUGGAAUUAGGUCUUGAACUGAAACUCUGGCUAUUGAAGACAAAGAAAUUCUCUGACUCUGAACUAGAGAACUUAAUAAAACAGUGUUGCUUGAUGGAUCAACUGUGAUUGGUCGUGAAAGUGAAAUCAGUGUGUUGUGACAAUCGAGAGGCUGUAUAUAUAACUGAGAUUUAAUUUGUAAAUAUUAUUUUUUUUUUAUUUUAUUUUAUUUUAUUUAUUUACUCAAAAAAGGGAUUGACUGAUUAAUUGAAUUAAAGUGCAACGAAAUUAAAAAGCUGGAAUGAUAAUUAUCUGAGUUUAUAUAAUUUAUAAAUAAUACGUGGCCUGUUGAAGUCUUUCUGUUUCUGUCAUACAUUAAUCGUUCACUGAUAAUAUUAUCACGCAAACGCAACAAAACGCAUAUUUACAACUAUACUGAUCAAGUAACUCAAUUCCGUCGACUUUGACACAUGAGUUAAGAAAGGAAUACACGCAACUUUUUAACGUGCGUGUGUUAUAAGUGUGGGGAGUUUGUGUUAUCUUUAUUUUUAUAUGUAUUUGUUUAUUGUGUUGAUGCGUAGUGUGUAGAGUUAGACAAAACAAAAAUUUUAAUAUAUGUGUAAGUGUUUUUGUGUGUGACAGGACAGGGGGGGACACUAAAGUUGUCAGUAUUUCUAAGUUUCAAGUGGCCUAAGUCCCGAGUGCCGGCCGGCCAGCGCGAACGUUUGAAAGACAACAAGAAGAUAUAAAAGAAGAAAAGAAGAAGGAAGUGAAGGCAAACGCGGAGGAGGAACAAGAAGAUAACUCUUGACAACGAAGUCGACGCCAGGCAGGCCGGCGGGACGGCUUCACGUUAAAUAAUACUUGGUCAAAUAAUAAUAAAUAUACUUUAUUAAGCUGACUAAAAAAGAAUUUCACUGGGUUGUAAAAUAAAAAUUAAAAAAAAAAAAACAAACAAAGUACAAGCUAAAUUAAACAACUCGAAAAUAUGAGCAUUGCUGCAUUAUUGCAAGCCGCUGAGUAUAUUGAACGAAGAGAAAGAGAAGCUGAGCAUGGAUAUGCAUCGACUAUGCCCAUUCCUGAUGACCUCAGGGCGCUCGCCAAGAGGUCAAAAACGAAAAAAUCUCAGGGUAGUCGGACUACCCACAAUGAACUGGAAAAAAAUCGACGAGCGCACCUCAGAAAUUGUUUGGAAAAGUUGAAAGUUCUUGUACCUCUUGGUGCUGAAACUUCCAGACACACAACGCUUGGAUUAUUGACCAAGGCCAAACGAUUUAUCAAGAGCUUAGAAGAUCGAGAGCGAAAACAUGCCGCGCACAAGGAGCAAUUGGCACGAGAGCACCGAUACCUGAGGCGACGCUUCGAGCAACUAACAGGUCAACCAAGUACCCUCGCUACACUACGAGGAUUUCCUGGCCUUGAGGGCAAUACUUAUGGUUUGAGCACAAGUGCGCCGUCGACCUCAUCAUGUAGCUCCGCAGCGGCUGUUGCUGCAGCUGCGGCUGCGGCUUUAAUUUCCAAGAGACGCAGCGUUUCUGAAUGCUCGGUUACCACUGUAUCGUCCACUGGUUCAGCCAGUAGUUCUCGUAAUUCUGAUAGAUCAACGGGCAGCUCGUCUAUCUCAGAAUCUGACGAAGUGGAUGUAAUUGGUUACACGAGUAAUCAAUCAGAUACUGAUGAUCAUAGCAGUGUACAAAGCAGCAGCGACAGUGGUGUUGCUAUGUCCACGUCCCGACUUACUCUUUCGGAAAUAAUCGACGUUAUUUAGAUGGAAAACAUAAAAAUGAAGAGCUGUGGUAAGGGAGCAUUCCGGAAUUAUUAUUAUUGUUUUGACCAAGAUAAUAACUAAUGAUUACAAUAUUUCGCCGAAGAAGUAACCAUUAAUUGGAUAACAUUUAACGAUUGGCAAAUAUCACUGUCACCCCAAUAUUUGCGAUGGUGAGUCAACAUGAUUUAGUGGUAAUUCCAUUGAUAGUUUGAUAAAGAAAGAAUUCACAACACAUUGGCGUAAUAAUAACUUAAAAAUAAUUGAACUAAUUACGUAAUCAGUUGUUUACGAUUUUUGUAUAAAAUUAAUCUAAAUAAUCAAUGAAUUUUUUUCAUAUUAUUAUACAAUAUUUAUUUAUGGUUUAUAUAAAUUAUGACAGUAAUAAGUCGGCUCCGCGAUAAAUUUUAAUUGUACAUUAUAAAUGUAACUAUUAUCAAUUAAUUAUUUAAUUAAUAUUUUACUGUAAAUAAUACUUCUAAGGAAACGGGGAUUGGCAAGUAACAAGACGUGAAUUAUAAUUAUAAGCGAUACUAUAUAUAAUUAGAGGAAUGUUGUAACAAGAUAAUAGAAAAAAAAAAAAGUUAAAAAAAAAUAUAUAAAACAAAUGAUAUAUAUUGUCGAGAUAUCGGAUUACACACGUUGUGAAAUCAACUAAAUUAAUUGAUAGGAACAAACGUCAGAUUAUCUUGACAAAAAAAAAAAUUAAAACAAAUAAAUUUGAAAAACAAAAACAACAAAAAAAACCAUACGAACGAAAACCAAAAAAAAAUUAUACUGCAAUUUUUUCAGUAAUUAAACUAAUUUUAUUUCUAUAAACAUAACAAAAAUAAAACAGUGUUGAGUUCACUCUUAUAAAUUUAGAAACUAAUCAAAGCUUUUUAAUUAAUUGUCAAUAAGAUUUUAUGCGUGAUAUAUUUAUUAAAUUAAUUUUUUUCUUUUAGUUGUUGGUAUUACCAAAGGUAAAACGCGACAAGUUUAUAACGCCAGUGAAAAUAAUAUUUAAAAUAAAAAAAAAUUUAUUUGCUCUUGGAGCUAACGCUAUUUAUAUUUAGAUUUAUGUUUACAUAUAUAUAUAUUUUUAUUAUGAUUUAAAUUAUAUUUGAAUAAUUUUUCAACAUGUAAUAUGACGAAAUUCAUAAUCGAAGUCUGUAGCCCCUCAAGUGUUGACAAAUUGAUAAGAGUAUGAAAAUAAUUAACAAAGUUCAAGUGUAACGAGCCAGUAAGUUAAAAAAAAAAAAUAAACUAAAUACCAUCUGAAUGAUUUAAUGAAAGAAAAAUAAUAUGAGAGAUAGCUACCAUUAAGCAUUACGAAGGACACAGAUGUUAUUAAAAUUGAUAACAAUAACAAAGUGUUGAUGAUUCCUCGUUAAAAAUAAAGACACAUGAUAAAUGUGUUCAACGUCCAAUAAAACAAAUUAUUACAAGAGGAUCCAUUAAGCUUUUUAAAUAAUUCAAUAUCGUAAUUACGCUUAUUUUGAAUUUAAAAUAAAUUGAUUUUUCUGUGAUGCUUAAGCGCUAAAAAAUUAGGGGCGUGUAUAGUUUCAUCAACACGUUAAUGAACAAGUCAUUAAAUACAUGAGUAGUAAUUAAAAAAGAAUUAUAUUAUUAAGUAUUAAUUUAAUAAAUAUAUUAAACGAAUAACAGAGUAAAAUAAUU
Cotesia glomerata is the source of this 3931-nucleotide messenger RNA. It is a transcript of the gene Mad, whose product is annotated as max dimerization protein 1-like. NCBI's taxonomy places the organism in Eukaryota, Metazoa, Arthropoda, Insecta, Hymenoptera, Braconidae. Gene Ontology annotation, molecular function: protein dimerization activity; DNA-binding transcription factor activity, RNA polymerase II-specific; RNA polymerase II cis-regulatory region sequence-specific DNA binding. The record is from RefSeq and is a predicted model, not a curated record. Bases 1496 to 2275 code for a protein of 259 amino acids. The transcript is spliced from 9 exons. Gene Ontology annotation, biological process: regulation of transcription by RNA polymerase II.